Molecule: messenger RNA, 704 nt
Organism: Paramecium pentaurelia
Lineage: Eukaryota; Ciliophora; Oligohymenophorea; Peniculida; Parameciidae
Source: the annotation of a GenBank genome assembly
AUGAGUUAAGAUAUAUCCUCAUCAUUUAUCUAAUUUAGAAGGUAGAUUUCUUCUAAAAUUAACAAUUCUCCUCUUAAAAACUAAGAUAGAUAUAUGACACCUUUAUAAAAAUCAAAUAAUCCAGUUGGUCUUCUCAAAUAAUCUAUAACUAAUAAUCUAACACGCUUAAAACUUAAAUCAACAAUUUGCAGUAAAAUAUAUAAUAAUCACUAGAUAUAGGAUUAACACCUAAAAGGAAUUCUAAUAUAUAGAAACUACAAAAUUCCUAUAAUAAGAGAUAAAGUGAAACUCUUAAAAGUCCAAAAACAUCAUUAUAUUAUAGUCCUUCAAAUUGCUAAUAAUCAUAUCUUUAUUAAUUAUAAUAACCUAGUACUUAUAGGUAGAAUGACUAUUUAAAGUAAUAAAAUGAAAUUAGAUAAUACUCUUGCAAAUAUUCAAAAAUAAUGAAUGAUGAAUAAGGUCAUUACUACAGUUAAUUAUAAGCUAAAUUGGACUAGUUAUCAGAUGCAAUUGGAACUAAGAUUGAUAGAUAGUCAAAUUUAAUAGAAAUAGACAAUCUGAUUAGUUUAUCUCAAAAAAUUAAUGAAAAAUCAAAAGUAGAAAAAUAUAUAGAUAUUCUACAAUUUGAGAGUAAAGUUUUGCAAAAUGAUAUACUUAAUAUUAGAUCUAAGCAAUAAAGAUUUUUAAAUUCAAAUGAAAAUUGA